GCGGGCGGCGCGGAGGAGGCGCUGCCGCCGCUCUCGGUGUCUUUAUCGCCGUCGCCGCCGUCGCGGCCGUCGCGCCCGUCCCGCCGGCCCCGCCUCCCGCUGCGCUCCCGCGGCCUCACAGCAGGAGUGGCAGAUCCAAAAAGUGGAUGUUCAGGAUAACAUGUCCAAUGUCUCGGAAGAGAGGAGCACUAGACAACAGGACAUCAAGAAAGGACUCCAGUUUAUAGAAUCCACUUUGCCCUAUCCAGGGACGCAAGAACAAUAUGAGUUAUUUAUACGAGAUCUUGUUAGAAAUCUUUUUCAUGAAGGAAAUGAUGUGUAUCGAGAAGGUGAUUGGAGAGGAUCACUGAGUCAUUAUACAGAAGCUAUAAACAUAGCUGAUUAUGCUAAUUCAGAAGAAGUCCAUGUUUCUGAUGAUGUUUUAGAGAAGCUGCAUGUGAACAGGAUCGCCUGUUAUUCAAAUAUGGGUUUGCAUGAAAAAGUUCUAGAGGACUGUGAGAUAGCAUUAAGAUUGAAUGAAAACAAUUUCAGAGCUCUCUAUCGCAAAGCCAAAGCUUUGAAUGAACUGGGAAGCUAUAAAAAGGCUUAUGAUGCUGUAGCAAAAUGUUCUCUUGCUGUGCCACAGGAUGAAAGUGUGAUUAAGCUUACUCAAGAACUAGCUCAAAAACUAGGGUUAAAAAUAAGGAAAGCAUAUGUUAGAGCAAAGCCACCAUCAUCAAAUUCGGUUUCUAGUGAUGUAUCAACUCAGAAUUCUUCUGUAGAAGAUAUUGAGUUAGAUUUAUCUGACCAGAAACAAGAGAUGGUUUCUGCUUCUUCAUCAAACUUUGUUUCUGAAGUGUCUAAAGUGUCACCAGUACCUGUACCACCUUUACCUACUGUUAUGCCUCUUCAGAUGGAAAAGGUUCCUUUGCCUUCUACAGUGUUGGCAAAUGGAGGGAAUGUUUCUUUCUCUAUGCCAGAAGCAUGUUUAGAUUGUGGAGAUGGAGAUAUAAUUAUAGGAGAAGAACUUGAUGAGUUACUUGAUUCUGUGCCUGAUCCAGAUGAAAGUGUAAUGCAAACUACAGGAGCCAGAGGACCCAUUCCUGCGGGGGGUGUGGCUCCUAGUGUACCUUUCUCUGCCUCUUUGUUGGGGACGCUGCCAGUUACUGCAGGAUUUGUUCCUUCAGCUUCUCUUUCAGAAAUCUUUUCACAGCCUUUGGCUUCGUCGCUGGAAAACUUCUGUUCACCAUUAAGCACUUUUUCAAUCAGUGACCCAAAAAGAGACAUCUCAAGUUCAGCUUCUAGAGAUGGAACACCAACACUUAACAGCAAUAAUUCCCCAUUGUUUAUCAAUGGUCCUAGUAGUUUGUUUGGGUCCGAAAAUUACAUGGGAAUUGCAGGCCAAACUAGAAAUGACUUUUCCAAUGUUUUUAGCAGUACAACUGCUAAUAUACCUGUAUCUCCGGCACUGGCGGGAAGGAACCCACUGGAAGGCACGCAUGAGCUAAGACAGGCCUGCCAGUUAUGUUUUGUCAAAAAAGGUCCUAAAUUAUUGGAUUACGCUUACCAUCCCAAUUUAGAACAUAAAUGUAAGAAGGAUAUUUUAAUUGGCAGAAUAAAAAACUCUGAAGAUAAAUCGUGGAAAAAAAUACGUCCAAGACCAACAAAGACACAAUAUGUGGGACCAUAUCAUAUAUGUAAAGAUGUGGCUGCUGAGGAGGAAUGCAGGUACCCAGGCCACUGCACAUUUGCCUACUGCCAAGAGGAGAUUGAUGUGUGGACGCUGGAGCGCAAGGGAGCCUUCAGCAGAGAAGCUCUUUUUGGAGGGCCUGGGAAGAUCAACUUGACUGUGUCCCAACUUCUUCAAGAAUACCACGGAUUAUUUAUGUUUCUUUGUGAGAAAUGUUUUGAUCACAAGCCCAGAAUAAUAAGCAAAAGGAACAAGGAUAACUCAUCUUCUUGUUCUCACCCUGCUAUGCAUGACUUUGAAGAUAACAAGUGCCUUGUCCACAUUUUGCGGGAGACUAUGGUGAAGUAUUCCAAAAUCCGCCCGUUCCAAGUUCGGUGUCAGCUGGACCUGUGCAGACAUGAGGUGCACUAUGGCUGCUUACGAGAGGAUAAAUGCUUUUAUGCUCACAGUCUGGUAGAGCUUAAGGUCUGGAUAAUGCAAAAGGAAUCAGGUAUUUCACAUGAUGCUAUAGUUCAAGAAUCAAAGAAGUACUGGCAGAACAUGGAAGCUAGUGCACAUGGAUCACAGAUUCUUGGGAACCAAAUGAAAUAUGGAUCACUUAAUUUGAAGAUGAAGUUUGUUUGUGGGCAGUGCUGGAGAAAUGGUCAAGUUAGUGAGCCAGACAGAAACAAAAAAUACUGUAGUGCAAAGGCAAGACACCCAUGGAGCAAAGAUCGCCGUGUGGUGCUGGUAAUGUCUAAUGAACGUAAGAAGUGGAUGACCAUUCGUCCUCUGCCUGCAAAGAAACAAGUGCCUCUGCAGUUUGAUUUGUGCAAUCAUAUUGCUUCAGGCAAGAAAUGUCAGUAUGAUGGAAACUGCUCAUUUGCUCACAGUCCUGAGGAGAGAGAGAUGUGGACCUAUAUGAAGGAGAACAGCAUUCAAGACUUGGAGCAGUUGUAUGACAUAUGGCUAAAAACUCAAAAACCAGAAAAAGGAGAUGAUACAGCUGCUCAGGCAAGCAGAGAAAAUGGGAAGCAAAUUCAUAUGCCAACUGACUAUGCUGAAGUUACAGUGGAUUUUCAUUGUUGGAUGUGUGGGAAGAACUGUAAUAGUGAGAAGCAAUGGCAGGGUCACAUUUCUUCUGAAAAGCAUAAGGAGAAGGUUUUCCACACUGAGGAUGAUCAGAACUGCUGGCAGUAUCGCUUUCCAACUGGAUAUUUUAGCAUUUGUGAUAGAUAUAUGGCUGGUACUUGCACUGAAGGAAACAACUGUAAAUUUGCCCAUGGAAAUGCUGAACUCCGUGAGUGGGAAGAACGAAGACAAGUUUUAAGAAUGAAACUCAGCAAAGCAAGAAAAGACCACUUGAUUGCUCCCAGUGAUAAUGACUUUGGAAAAUAUAGUUUUUUGUUUAAAGAUUUAAACUAAUACUGAGAUGACACAUACAUGUUAUCAGCUGGAAGCAUAAACCAGAAAAUUUGACAAUAAUCAAAAGCAUGUGACAGAAAAGCUGCAGGUUUUCUGCUUUUAUUGGCAUACAUUGUUCCUCCUGAACAGCAAAGUAUGGUAGAUUUAGGGGGAUGGAGCAGACCUGUCUGUGCUCUCAUGAAACAGAGUGGUGAUUAAAAAAAUCUGAAGUAUUAUGUGCUUACUCACCUCCUGUUGGACAGAAAGUUAGGAAAUAGAAGGGGGCAAGAGUGGUUAAAAUAUCUAGGAAGCCCCCUAGUCUCAGACCUUCAGUUGAAAAACUUUAAGGUAUCAAGGUAUUGCAAAAGAGAGUGUUAGUGGGCUAAGAAAAUGAUGGAUGAAAAUUCUUCAGAUCUUUUAAUGGAGAGGAUUUGUUUAAAACAAAGUUUGCUACUUAUCUAUAUGUAGGUUGCUAAAAAUGAUUUUCUUAUUAAAGAUUUUAAACAAAAUAACCAUUUAACUACAAUAUACGUUGAAUGGGUAUUUUUUCUCUAUUUGUAUGUUUCAAUAUAAUUUACUGAAAAAGGAUCUUGAGAGGAAAAAAGUAUUAAUUUUUGAAAAUGAAGUAGUUAAAAUUCUGUUUCUUGGUCUUUGCUGUUUAAAUGAUGAUUUUGAAAGAUUACACUUGUAUGUCAGUGUUGUGUAUUAUUGUAUGGACUAAUGUUGCCUGUAAUAAAGAGAACUUUACACAAA
Haemorhous mexicanus (house finch) is the source of this 3805-nucleotide messenger RNA. RefSeq names its product zinc finger CCCH-type containing 7A (gene ZC3H7A). Gene Ontology annotation, molecular function: protein binding; metal ion binding; miRNA binding. Gene Ontology annotation, biological process: miRNA processing. The record is from RefSeq and is a predicted model, not a curated record. Bases 161 to 3073 code for a protein of 970 amino acids. Lineage: Eukaryota; Metazoa; Chordata; Aves; Passeriformes; Fringillidae. The transcript is spliced from 23 exons.